ACGGAUGUACCGACGGAAACAGGGCCGCAACCCGUGGACAUGUACGGGAAAUUCACGUGGAAGAUUGAAAACUUUUCGGAAAUCAGUAAGCGGGAAUUGCGAUCGAACGUGUUCGAGGUGGGCGGGUAUAAGUGGUACAUUUUGGUGUACCCGCAAGGAUGCGACGUGAGCAAUCACCUGUCGUUGUUUUUGUGCGUCGCCGAUUACGACAAGCUGUUGCCGGGAUGGAGUCAUUUCGCGCAGUUUACGAUUGCGGUGGUGAAUAAGGAUCCGAAAAAGUCCAAGUACAGCGAUACGUUGCACCGGUUCUGUAAGAAGGAGCACGACUGGGGUUGGAAAAAGUUUAUGGAGCUCACGAAGGUGCUCGACGGUUUCACCGUGGCGGACACGCUCGUGAUUAAGGCUCAGGUUCAAGUGAUACACGAGAAAGUCGCGAGACCUUUCAGAUGCCUAGACCCGCAGUACAGGCGCGAGCUCGUUCGGGUGUACCUUACGAAUGUCGAGGGCAUUUGUCGAAGAUUUUUAGAUGAGAAGCGCGAGAAACUGAUGACGAUGCGCGCGGACGAAGAGCAAUGGUCAAAUCUUCGUCAAUUCUGGAACUCUCGCGAGGGGAAAGAGAAGGUACAGCUCACGAUGGAGAAGUCUGACAUUCUGCUCAAGGGGAUCGUCAAGCGCUUCUUCAACGAAAAGGAAGUGACGUCGACGCUCGUCAUGGAUGCACUUUACUGCGGCUGCCGCGCGUUGGACAUCGCGGAAAAUGACUUGGAAGCCAAGGCGACCUCCGUGAGUACCUCGAAUAAGUGCUCUGUGGCCAUGAGCAUCGUGCAAAACAAGAGUGUUUUGACGGGUGACUUUGUCUCGGCGCUCGAGCGGGCCGCUGACGGAACCGCGUUUGACGCGGACGAAGAAGACAAGAAAUCCGCCUCGGAUGACCUGUCCGCCACCGAUGCCGUCGAACGCGAUGAAAAACGAUUAGCCGAACUUGGUCGUCGCACCAUCGAGAUGUACGUUCUCUCGCACGUGUUUGUCAACCGCGUCGAAAUCGCGUUUCGCGAAGCCGAGGCGUUGAUGCGCCAAGAGGCGCUUAUCGCUGAGGAGGAAGAAGCCGAACGACUCGCACAAGAGCUUGAA
Molecule: messenger RNA, 1131 nt
Organism: Ostreococcus lucimarinus CCE9901
Lineage: Eukaryota; Viridiplantae; Chlorophyta; Mamiellophyceae; Mamiellales; Bathycoccaceae
Exons: 2
Molecular function (GO): protein binding
Source: RefSeq, a predicted model, not a curated record